Molecule: messenger RNA, 414 nt
Organism: Pichia kudriavzevii
Lineage: Eukaryota; Fungi; Ascomycota; Pichiomycetes; Pichiales; Pichiaceae
Exons: 1
Coding region: 1-414 (137 amino acids)
Biological process (GO): macroautophagy; cellular response to nitrogen starvation
Cellular component (GO): autophagosome; cytosol; fungal-type vacuole membrane
Molecular function (GO): phosphatidylethanolamine binding
Source: RefSeq, a predicted model, not a curated record
AUGCGACAUGAGAACUGUUGGCAACCAGUGCAAAGUACUAACACCCAAUCUGCAACUAAACAUUGUUAUUUAUCUAUCUUAGAAAAGAGAAAGGAAGAAUCCAUGCGGAUUCGUUCGAAAUUCCAAGAUCGAAUUCCAGUGAUCUGUGAACGGGUUGAAGAUAGUGACAUUCCUAACAUUGAUAAGAGGAAGUACCUUGUUCCCUCCGAUUUGACAGUUGGUCAAUUUGUUUAUGUUAUAAGACGCAGAAUCCAUUUACCCUCAGAGAAGGCCAUCUUCAUAUUCGUCAAGGAUAUUUUACCGCCUACAACUGCAUUGAUGAGUACAAUCUAUGAUCAGUAUAAAGACGAGGACGGGUUUCUUUAUAUUGUUUACAGUGGGGAAAAUACCUUUGGCGAAUUAUGCCAAGUAUAG